This is a messenger RNA of Halichondria panicea, 1053 nucleotides long. RefSeq lists its product as uncharacterized. Lineage: Eukaryota; Metazoa; Porifera; Demospongiae; Suberitida; Halichondriidae. Gene Ontology annotation, molecular function: hydrolase activity, acting on ester bonds. Gene Ontology annotation, cellular component: cytoplasm. The transcript has 11 exons. The record is from RefSeq and is a predicted model, not a curated record. Bases 29 to 772 code for a protein of 247 amino acids.
AAAGUUCUUGUAACACUGAGUCAAAGAAAUGGAAGAAGUGUUUUCUCUUGUCCUGUGCUUAUGUUUGCUAGUGGCGACCUCAGACGCGAGUGGAGACAAGCCUAGACUGGUCUUCAAUAGUGAGGGAGAGUUCAAGCUCUCUGUGUUCGCUGAUUUGCAUUAUGGAGAAGCUGAGAACAAGACUUGGGGACCCCAACAAGAUGUGAAUUCUACGAUUGUGAUGGAGAAAAUGUUGUUCAUGGAGAGCCCACAUUUUGUCGUCUAUUUGGGAGAUCAGAUAACGGGUGAGAACAUUGGUAGCAAUGCGACUGUGUACUGGUCCAAGGUGGUGCAGCCAUGUGUCAUUACCUCAACCAGAUGGGCCACCAUAUUUGGUAACCAUGAUGAUUUAAGUGCGUCCGGUGGUACAAGAAAAGACCUUCUGUCGGUUGAUACGAAAUAUACACUCUCCUAUUCUCAGUUUGGGCCGCUGAACCUUCAUGGACUUACAAACUACUAUCUCCUAAUCUUCAGCACAGAAACAGCCAAGACGCCGUCCUGGAUACUGUACAUGCUCGACAGUGGAGGAGGGAGUUACCAGGAGCUGGUGUAUGACGAUCAAAUCGAAUGGGUUGUGGAUACGUCCAGUGAACUAACUGCCAAAUAUGGAGACAUUCCUGCUAUUGCCUUUUCCCACAUUCCAAGCACUGGAUACCAGAAGGAUACUCUCCUAACUUGUGUCAAGGCACUGCCAAUGAUACCAUCUCUCCACAAACACAGGCAAACAAGUUGAUAUCGACUCUGUUCACUCAGGCCAAUGUACGCAUGACUGUGGUGGGUCAUAACCAUGGCAACGAUUGGUGCUGUCCCGUACUAGGCUCUGAUCACAUGAUCUGCUACGCCAGACACACUGGCUAUGGGGGCUAUGGAACUUGGAUGAGGGGAUCGCGUGUGUUGGUACUCAAGGAGCAGGGACAGUACAGCACUUACGUCAGAAUGGAAGAUGGCAGGGUCAUCUAAUUCAGAAUGACUGUUAGCUACACUUAUAAAUUUUCUGUAAAAAGUACAUAAUCU